Molecule: messenger RNA, 2571 nt
Organism: Pogona vitticeps (central bearded dragon)
Lineage: Eukaryota; Metazoa; Chordata; Lepidosauria; Squamata; Agamidae
Source: RefSeq, a predicted model, not a curated record
AUACCUCAACCUGAAGCCCAGAAGGAAACCACCAAAUGUCCCAUUCUAGAUAUUGUCCAUACUCCUCAUAGGUAUUAUAAGGCUGGUGAUCUCCUGAUUGGUGGAACUGCCUCUGUGAUGACUGUAUUUUUGGAUCAGUUUUCCUUCCUCAACUAUCCUGCUCAUUAUACAGACUUCCCCAUGGCAGUGACAAAAAAUUACCAGCCUGUUCUGGCCUUGGCAUUUGCUGUGAGUGAGAUUAAUGAAAACUCUCAGCUCUUACCCAAUUUGACAUUGGGAUUCCAUAUCUUUGACAACUACUUCAGUCGCAGGAGGAUAUAUCACAUUGCAAUGGAAUUUUUCUUCACACAACGUAGAUUUUUCCCCAACUACAAGUGUGGCACCCAGAAUCACCUGAUAGCAGUGAUUGGUGGAUUGGGCUCUGAAACAUCCUGCUCUUUAUCUGACAUCUUGAACAUCUACAAGCUACCACAGUUCAGCUACGGUGAUUUUGCCCCUGAGAUGAGGGAUAAGUCCAACCUCCUUUCUCUGUAUCAGAUGCUUCCGUAUGAUAUCUAUCAGUACGAGGGGAUUGCCCAGCUGCUUCUACAUUUCAAAUGGAUGUGGGUUGGUCUAAUGACCAUGGAUAGUGAAAGUGGAGAAUCUUUCCUGAGGAACAUAGAGGCAAUAUUUCAUCAUUACAGCAUAUGUCCUGCCUUUAUGGAAAAAAUAUUCCCAUUAACUUUUUUUGAUGAUGUAUUAAAUGUGGGAGCCAGGUGGAACAAAAUAUUCAGAGAUGUUAUGGAAAGCAAUGCACAUGUUAUUGUCAUCUAUGGAGAUACUGAGAUGAUGCUAACUUUCAAAGUGUUACUGCAUGAAGGAGAACCUGAGCACGAGAAGGGCUUUGGUAAAGUGUGGAUUUUGACCGUGCACUUGGAUUUAAUUGCAGUGUCCAUGCAUAGAGAUUGGGACAUAGAACCCUUCCAUGGUGCCUUAGCCUUCACAGCUCACUCAGAAAAAGUGCCAGGAUUCCAGAAAUUUUUCCAGAAUGCAAGGCCCUAUUCGGCCAAGGGUGAUGGCUUCAUCAGCACAUUCUGGGAACAAGCAUUUAGCUGUUCAUUUCUAAAUUCUAAUGAUAAUUGGGACAUUGAGAAAGCCUGCACCGGGGACGAGAGACUGGAGAGUCUUCCAGCACCAUACUUUGAAAUGAGCAUGACUGGCCACAGCUACAGUAUCUACAAUGCUGUGUAUGCUUUGGCUAAUGCCGCACAUUGCAAGUAUACAUCCAGAUCCAAAUCCAGAAUGAUGAUAUUGGAGAGUAUGCAUCCAUGGCAGCUGCAUCCUGUUCUGAGGAACCUCAAAUUUAAUAACAGUGCUGGAGAAACAGUGGUCUUGAAUGAGAAUGGAGAAUUUACAAUGGGGUUUGAUAUUACAAACCUGAUUACGUUCCCUAAUAACUCCUUCGUCAGAAUGAACAUUGGAAAGGUGAAUCCUUGGGGAUCUCCAGGCAAUGACUUCAUGAUUGAUGAGGAUGCCAUUGUAUGGCCCAGGAGCUUCAACCAGGUGGUGCCGCUUUCCCUCUGUAAUGACAACUGUCAUCCUGGCUAUCAGAAGAAAAAGAAGGAAGGGAAGCCAUUUUGUUGCUAUGAUUGUGCACCCUGUCCAAGUGGGAAGAUUUCUCAGCAAACCGAUAUGGAUUCUUGUACCAUGUGUCCAGAAGAUCACUAUCCAAACGAGGAACAGAAUAAAUGCAUUCCAAAGACUGUUACUUUCUUAACUUAUGAAGAACCUUUAGGAAGUAGUUUAGCCUUUGGUGCAGUUUCCUUUUCUUUAAUCACAGGCCUGGUGCUAGGAAUACUUGUGAAAUACCACAGCACUCCCAUAGUCAUAGCUAACAACCGACAUCUUACCUACAUUCUCCUCACUUCUCUCCUGUUCUGUUUUCUUUGUGCUUUGCUUUUCAUUGGCCGCCCUGCUAAGGUGACAUGUCUCCUCAGACAAGCUGCUUUUGUCAUGGUCUUCUCAGUGGCGUUGUCAUGUGUGUUGGCAAAAACCAUUACAGUGGUUCUGGCUUUCGUGGCCACUAGACCAGGAAACAGCAUGAGAAAAUGGUUGGGGAAAAGAGUUACCAACUCUGUUAUACUUCUUGGCUCCCUUAUUCAAGGAGGGAUUUGUAUCAUCUGGCUAGUGACCUUUCCACCAUUCCUGGACCGUGACAUGAAUUCAGUGGCUGAAGAAAUUAUACUGGAAUGUAAUGAUGGGUCUAGAAUAAUGUUUUAUUGUGCCCUGGGUUAUAUGAGCAUCCUUGCUAUUAUCAGCUUCUCUGUGGCUUUCCAAGCAAGAAAAUUGCCUGAUACUUUCAAUGAAGCCAAGAUGAUCACGUUCAGUAUGCUGGUGUUUUCGUGUGUUUGGUUAUCCUUUGUUCCAACCUAUCUAAGCACUACAGGAAAAUAUAUGGUAGCUGUGGAGAUCUUUUCUAUCUUAGUUUCCAGUGCUGGUCUGCUGGUUUGCAUCUUUUUCCCCAAAUGCUACAUUAUUUUGCUGAGACCACAACUGAACAUAAAAGAUCAGCUGAUAAAGAGAAAGAAAUAG